AGAAGAGGAGGUGUGGUGAUUACAGUAGUAACAGAUUCUGUCCUCAUCAGUCCAGCAGUCAUUCCUCCAGCUCUAAACAUGCUGCUGCUGCUCCUACUGCUGCUGUCACCAGGUGAUGGCCAGGCUCAGCGUGUCUCGGGCCAGAAGAGGGACGGCUCGUGUGUGUGUCCAGUGGACUCCAACCUGUGGUCGUUCCCUGCUGUGAAGUACGAGGCCGUGCUGGAGCAGGUUCAGACCUGUGGAGGAUCUUUGAAAACCUUGCAGGAACAGGUGAAGUUGUCCAGCCAGCGUCUCCCUCACAUCCAGGCUGCGGUUGAAAACGUGACGGCCCGGCUGGAGCCUCACCUGUACCUGCAUAACCGGGGCCUGUACACGGCUUUGUCUCUGCGCCAGCUGGGUGAGGAGCUCAGCCAGUUGGAGACAGACGUUGGUGCCAUCCACAGCCAGCUUAACAAUGCCCAAACACAGAAAGUCUCCAAAGAGGUGGAUAAAUUGCGUACAGAUGUAGACAGGAUGCAAAUGUCGGACACAAUUAACAUGAAGAGCGUCAAAGAGAGACUGCGCUACCUGAAAAAUGCAGCUGAGUCCUGCAGAUCAAUCCCCACAGACUUCAGAGGCCAGGGCACACACUGCCUCAAGGGUCUGAUCACCAACAUUAGCAAUCCUGUCAUGACUAAGGUCAGUCCCCAUGGCAAGAGCUACAUCUCUGGUUCGUGGGGCAAACAGGCCCAGAUGGACAGUGAGGGGGAGAAGAACAGCUACUGGGUUCAGCCUUUGCUCAACAGCCACAUCUGGGGCAACUCCCUGCGUGUAUACCAAACCUACGAAGACUUCAUGGCCUCUGUCAACCAGAGGGACUUUACCAUCGCUCCAUCCUUUAGCCACGCCAACACCAUUGAGGGUCCCAGUGCUGUUCUAUAUGGUGAAGCGCUGUACUAUCACUGCUACCGCUCUGCAGACGUCUGCCGCUACGACCUGAAAAGCAACACUGUUAAACGGGUGACACUUCCUGGCACCGGCGUGGGUUUCAACAACAAGUUCCCGUACUGUUACUAUGACUGCCGAGCUAAUAGUGAUGUGGAUGUGGAGGCAGAUGAGACGGGACUAUGGGCCCUCUAUGCCACUGUCGGCAACCACGGUAAUCUAGUGGUGAGCCGGCUGGUUUGGGACAGCGAGGCUGAGACACUCAAUGUCUCCCAGACGUGGGAGACGAGGCUGUUCAAGAAGGCGGUGAGCAACGCUUUCAUGGUGUGUGGUGUGAUGUAUGCCACUCGUUACGUGGACGACUACCGGGAGGAGGUGUUCUACGCCUUCGACACAGCGACAGGCAAAGACGACAACUCACUAGCACUGCCACUGGAGAAGGUAGCUAAAGGAGUGGCCAGUCUGAGCUACAACCCCACCAACAAGCAGAUCUACAUGUACAAUGAUGGAUAUCUACUGGCCUACCAGGCCCACUUCUGAUCCCAAGCUGUUCUGAUUGUUCUAAUUGGCUAUUUAUUACGAUUUCCAUCUUAGCCAUGAUCACAUAACACAUAGAACAAGAAAUAAACAGACAUAAAGAAGGUCCAGCUGAAAGACUGUUUCACAUGUAUGUUAACAUCACGGACUCCAUACUGUCAUGAUUUGUACUGCAUAUCACAUGCUGUCUGUUUUUAAUGUCGCAACACUGAAUGGAAUAAAGAUGAAAAUCAAUAAUAAACAAAUUAUAUAUAAAUAUAAUGAAAACUGCAAAAACUAACUUUAAUAGCUUUUCCAUUCAGAAAUAUUGUGUUUGUUGUUGGCUGUAAUUGCAGACUGGCGUGUCAGGUCUUCAGCUAUGCCUGCGGCUUGUUGAGGCUGUGGAGUUCACUGCAAAUUAUAACAUGCUGAUGUUUAGAAGGAAAUGUUUAUUAAAGGUCCACCUUGAGAUCUUCCAUUUAUUGGAGCAUUGAUGG
Molecule: messenger RNA, 1937 nt
Organism: Chelmon rostratus (copperband butterflyfish)
Lineage: Eukaryota; Metazoa; Chordata; Actinopteri; Chaetodontiformes; Chaetodontidae
Product: olfactomedin-like
Exons: 5
Coding region: 79-1464 (461 amino acids)
Biological process (GO): signal transduction
Source: RefSeq, a predicted model, not a curated record